Molecule: messenger RNA, 1942 nt
Organism: Papilio xuthus (Asian swallowtail)
Lineage: Eukaryota; Metazoa; Arthropoda; Insecta; Lepidoptera; Papilionidae
Product: Y-box factor homolog
Exons: 2
Coding region: 248-1090 (280 amino acids)
Molecular function (GO): nucleic acid binding
Source: RefSeq, a predicted model, not a curated record
AGGUUAUAUCUAUGGAAGCUUUGAACGAAUGACACGCGUAUGGCACACAGAGAAAAAGUGAUAAUUCUGGUGUUUGUUUCUUAAGAACGGUUAUAAUUUGAACAUUUGAGUAACAAGAGAAAAUUCGUUUAUUAUUACGGUGUGUUUUCUUUAAUGAUACUGAUUAAUACGUAAAUUUUACAAUUCAAUAAAAUUAGCAACGGCUUGAAGUCACCAAUUCAGUUCUUUCAUUUUGUUAAAUUUCAUCAUGGCUGAAACAGAAAGUACUUUGGAACAACAACUUGAAAUGAUAAAACUAGAGCAACACCAACAGCAACAACCGGAGAAAUUUCAAGAAACAAAACAGGAGGAGGAGCCUUUUCGAGAAUUAAAUCAACAGCAGCAGUUAAGUGAAGAAAUAAAACAAGAGCCGCAACAACCACAAGAACAAAAACAAGACCAGCAGCAGCCCGAAGAACAAAAACAAGAACAGCAACUUAAGGAGCAGCAGCUUCAAGAAACAAAACAAGAACAUAAAGCAUAUUCUGUACAUUAUAAAGCCACUAAACAGGUCGUGGCUGAGAAAGUUUCUGGCACCGUCAAAUGGUUUAAUGUAAAGAGUGGAUAUGGUUUUAUCAAUAGGGAUGAUACAAAGGAAGAUGUAUUUGUACAUCAAACAGCAAUAGUUAGGAACAAUCCGCGUAAGGCUGUACGCUCUGUUGGUGAUGGGGAAACUGUGGAGUUUGCAAUGGUUGUCGGCGAGAAAGGAUUUGAAGCUGCAGGAGUGACUGGACCAGGUGGUGGACCGGUAAAAGGCUCUCCGUAUGCAGCUGAUAAACGUCGCGGUUACCCUCGAAGAGGCGGACGCGGCGGCGAGGGUGUUCCACGUAGAGGUAUGGGGCGUCACGGGCCACUUAUCUACAACGGUGGCAUGCAUGGCGACGAAGCACAUGUGCCACAGCAACAAAGAAACUUUUUUCGGCGUAACUUUCGCGCCAGUAGAGGAGGCGGCAACAGUCCAACGAACAGAGGCAGAUAUCGACGGAUGCCCCCGCGCGGAUUCCGAACUGGUAUGCCUCGGAUAGAUAUUGUCGCUGAAAGCCAAGCCUAAAAUUUAAUGAGGAUCUUCCAGCAUUUUUAAUGCAUUGUUACUAGCUGUAUACAAUUUGAUUUUAUUUUAAGUUUUAUAAUUAUAUAUCUACAAAUUAUUUAGGUUAUCAAACCUAGUAGAAAGUAUCAUAGAAAAAUAUAUGCCAAUUACACCCGGUCUGUGACCUUAAGAUGUAAGUUAUGGUUAUUUGGUUUAGAUUAGAGAAUUUAUUUUUAGUUUCCUUUAUUUUAAUUAUAGCUCCAAUUGCUUAAAAAAAAUAUGGCUCUUACUUCACCUAGUUUCAUGAUGAGAUAUUAUAAAAGUUUACGCGGCUUACUUUCCAUUAGCGAGGCUCGUUUAGAACGACUUCCCGACACUUUUCCUCGUCUCAUUGUCGUUUCAUUUAGGUUAAAGUUCAUUUAAGCAAAAAAAUAUACAGCAGCCACAUUUUUAUAUUCCAAGCUAAUUUUUAGAUUAUUAAGAGAGUCAAUCUCAGUAGAUUUAUUGUAAUUGAAUGGAUGGGAAACUACAUUUGGUUUUAGAAGACUAAAUUCUGUAAUAAACCUACUUUUCCCGUCAUUGGAAAACUUAAGGUAGAAGAUAGGAUCUAAAAUAAAUUUGUGGUUAGAGAGAACCACAUGGCAUAGGUUUUUUUUAUAACUGUGUUUUAACUAUAAUAUAUUAUAAUGUUAUAUAAUAUAUUAUUGAUCUUUAAUGGGAGCAUUUAAGAUAUAUUUUUUUAAGUAUCUGAAAAAUGAACCCGCAACGUGUACACUGAAUCGAGUGUAUAUCACUGGUAGAUUUUUGUAUAUUUAUAACGUGUGUAUUUUACACACUCCUGAAAACUGAAAUAAACGCUUUGUAUAUUCCAAA